AUGACCAGACAAUUGAUUCACGGAAGACAUCCAGUCCAUGGAACCGAAGUUCCUUACAGCAAAUAUGCCUCCCUCUUUUUCAACAUGAUCACUCAAUUCAUCCCUCUUGGUACCAUGCUCGCAAUGAGCCACUUUAAUGUUAACAUUCCUGCUCAAAUGUUGAUCUUACCACUAGUCUAUCUUAUUUGUGGUGGAAGAUGGACAUUGUGCUAUCACAAUUUACUUCACCAAGAAAAGUCAUUGAAUCCAAUUGUUGACCUCUUGCUUGGAGUUGGUUUCGGUCACUUGUUAACCUUCAAGCCAGGAAAAAUUGGCCACGAUUCUCAUCAUCAUUUCAAUUAUGGCCAAGAUAGCAGAAAGUACUCAAUGGACAUUGCACAAGAUUACUUGACACCAUCAGAUAUUCUCUACAGACAUAAGCAAAUCAUGCAAAGAGAUGCUGAUUAUUGGUGUAAAUCAUCACCAAAUCGUUGGGUAUUAUUCAUGAGAAGUUCACUCUUUGAUUUUAAUUAUAUCAGCUUUUAUUUGAAGAAGAAGAGAGACAUGAAGUGGAAGCAUGCUCCAAUGACCUUUGCUAGAUUGGUUUUGCUCUUGGCUCCAUUCUUGUUAAUGAAUCCUAUUGCUUAUUUAAUUCACUUGGUAAUGUGUAGACUUGUCAUGACUGUAAUUUUUAUGGUUUUCACAACAUUAGCUCAUGAAGAAGGAUGGUUCGAUUCAUUGGUUGACAACUUUUAUCCUUUCCAACAAACUGUGGAUAUUAAUCUUGUUCUUGAAAUUUUGAUUGGAUAUCACGUUCAUCAUGUCAAUGAGCAUGACAAUCAUCAUAUUUUCCCAAAGAGAGAUGUCAGCAUGUUGGAACAAAUUAGUAUCCCAAGAAGAAUGGUCAACUUGUUUGCAAAUUGUUUCACCAAGUUUGUCAAUUAUUCAUUCUCCAAAUUAAUGAAAAGAAAGUCAUCCUCUACAAAUUAUUCAACCAUUCCUCAACCAGUCGUUAUUUUCAAAGCAAUAUAG
Messenger RNA from Naegleria gruberi, 1011 nucleotides. RefSeq lists its product as uncharacterized. NCBI's taxonomy places the organism in Eukaryota, Heterolobosea, Eutetramitea, Acrasida, Naegleriidae. The record is from RefSeq and is a predicted model, not a curated record. Bases 1 to 1011 code for a protein of 336 amino acids. Gene Ontology annotation, biological process: lipid metabolic process. The transcript has a single exon.